AAAGUGGUUGGGAGGGGUUGGCGUGCGAUUAUUUCCAGCGAGCUUCGUAGUAGGGCCGUUGACGGCCUGGUGGCUGUGGGCGGGCGGGUGGUGUCGGCGACCAGAAGGCGUUAACGUGGCCACCGUCCAACAUGUGUCAUCGAGUGUGACUACCUCCGGACAACACCUGCGCGCUGGGGCAGUGGAUCCGCAUCCGGUGUUUCGGAAGUUUGGAAAAGAAGGUCGUGCUUUUUGGUUGAAGUGGUAGAAGAGGCAAACCCAGGCCACCGUGCCAUCAGUUGAUGGAAAAUCGCUUGGGAAGUUGCAGUGGCUGUGAGUUUGUUUGAAGACGCUGUUUAUUCUCUCACCCUGCUGCACGUGCAGCAGGCGCGAAACUAGAAAUGUCUACACGAGAAACGUUGGUGCAUCUUUUUGCUGGAGGCAUGGGCGGCACAAUGGGUGCCAUUGCCACCUGCCCGCUGGAAGUGGUCAAGACCCGGCUGCAGUCCUCGCAGAGUGGCUUCGACCUCCACGUGCCGUCGAUCGCGUCGGAGGCGUACGGCCGGGGCGCGGUGACGUGCCAGAGCGUGCAGCGGAGUCAGCGCUCGCACUUCUCCACGGCGGCGGUGCGGCCGUCGCGCGACGCCCACUUCAUCGUCAGCCCACCGUUCGAGCGGUCCGGCCGGUCGGCCGGACUGCUGCGCUGCAUCAGGAUUAUCGUGGAAAAAGAGGGUCCCUAUGCACUCUUCAAGGGACUGGGUCCAAACCUGGUUGGAGUCGCUCCUUCUAGAGCCAUCUAUUUCUGCGCCUACCAAAACUCCAAGAAGUUCCUGAACCGUCGCCUCACUCCCGAGUCUCCCGUCGUGCACAUGACUUCGGCGAUGUGUGCAGGGUUCACCUCCUGCACGCUCACCAACCCGAUCUGGUUCAUCAAGACGCGCCUGCAGCUGGACCAGCAGCAGUUCGGCAAGCGGCUGCGCCUCUCCGACUGCAUCUACCGGGUCUACUCGCAGCAGGGCAUCCGCGGCUUCUACCGCGGCAUCACGGCCUCGUACUUCGGCAUCACUGAGACCAUGAUCCACUUCGUCAUCUACGAGCGGCUGAAGCGGCAGCUGCAGAUGUACCGCACGGCCGAUCCCUCCGUGAAGACCAGCUGGGACUUCGUGGAGUUCAUGCUGGCCGGCGCGGCCUCCAAGACCAUCGCCUCCAGCGUCGCCUACCCCCACGAGGUGGCGCGCACCCGGCUGCGCGAGGAGGGCACCAAGUACCGCGGCUUCUUCCAGACGCUGUACGUGGUGUGGUGCGAGGAAGGCCACCGCGGCCUGUACCGCGGCCUCGGCACCCAGCUCGUCCGCCAGAUCCCCAACACGGCCAUCAUGAUGUCCACCUACGAGGCGGUGGUGUACCUGCUCAGGGACGCGUCCGGCGGCGAGGACGGCCUGUACCAGGAGGACGCGGAGGCGGCUUUCGGGGACGACGUGUCGCAGCCGAGCGCCCAGAGGAGCGGCACGUAGCGGCCCCCGGCGCCGGCGCUGCGCCGCGCGCCAGCCGCCUGCGCGUGUCGCCUGUCCGCCGGCGCACUGUGAUAGUGGCCGCCUGUGAUAGCGCUCUGUGGGGGUGACGGCGCCCGGGGCGGCCGUAGUCCAGCGACGCUGGCGCCCCGUCACGCGCGCCGCCGGCGCCGGGCCCUCCGCAGACCUGCGCGGUCAGCUGUCUGUUCAACGAUGUCGGGUUGUUGGCUGUUUUGGGAGCGGCGGCGAGCGGCGCCCUGGGAGUACACGGUGCCCCGCCGCCGCCGGUGGUGACAUCUGGCCGUCGCCGGGGCGACAUGUUUAGCUGCCGCCGCCACUAGGGGAUGUGCGGCGCUAGUUGUUGGUGUUGUAGUGACCACCCCGCUUUACGAUGCGCUUACUUGUACCGAAUUUUGUAUCGAAAUGAAUUUUCGAGAGCAAUAGCGAAUGAGUGUUGUUUGUUCGUUGGUUUUAGAACCCUAAACGUGGACAGGAACGCACGCGAACGCGGAGAUUUGCUAGGCGAUACCAUGAGAGAAAAGACAGCUACCUUCUGGUAUGCAGGCGCGGAAAAAGGCGAACACGUUGACAAAUCUGCAAAAAGAGAUUUGCAGGCGCCACACGAAC
Molecule: messenger RNA, 2117 nt
Organism: Pollicipes pollicipes
Lineage: Eukaryota; Metazoa; Arthropoda; Thecostraca; Pollicipedomorpha; Pollicipedidae
Product: solute carrier family 25 member 36-A
Exons: 8
Coding region: 381-1493 (370 amino acids)
Biological process (GO): pyrimidine nucleotide import into mitochondrion
Cellular component (GO): mitochondrion
Molecular function (GO): pyrimidine nucleotide transmembrane transporter activity
Source: RefSeq, a predicted model, not a curated record